AGAAAAAACGACAUUUGUUUGUUUGACAAGCUUAAAAGUAGACAUUUUUUUCGUCAAUUGGUGAUUUUAAAUCAAAUUAAAUCUCGAAUUGAAUAUUGUCAUUUCGAUCUCAACAAAUUAUUUUUUUUUUUCGUGUUUGUGGUAACAAUUUUUACAACAACAACAAUGACUACCGUUUCGGAUGAAAAUAAAGCUCAGGCUUUAGCUGCCAAAAAUCAAGGCAAUGAUCUAUAUAAACAACGAAAAUUUGAUGAAGCAUUAGCCUGUUAUGAAAAAGCAAUUGAAUUGGAUCCAACUGAUAUUACAUUUUUGAAUAAUAAAGCAGCCGUUUAUUUUGAACAAGGUAAUUAUGAUGAAGCAAUUAAACAAUGUGAAAAAGCAAUCGAAAUUGGUCGAGAAAAUCGUGCCGAUUUUAAAUUGAUUGCUAAAGCAUAUUCACGAAUGGCCAGUUGUUAUCAACGUAAAGAACAAUAUGUUGAUGCACGAACAUUUUUUCAAAAAUCAUUAACCGAACAUCGUACACCGGAAACAUUAUCAAAAUUAAGUGAAGUGGAAAAAAUUAUUAAAGAAAAAGAACGUAAAGAAUAUAUUGAUCCGGAUAAAUCAUUGGAAGAGAAAAAUUUGGGUAAUGAAAUGUUUAAAAAAGGUGAUUAUCCUGCCGCUGUUAAACAUUAUACCGAAGCUAUUAAACGAAAUCCGGAUGAUGCAAAACUUUAUAGUAAUCGUGCUGCAUGUUAUCAGAAACUUACCGAAUUUAAUUUGGCAUUAAAAGAUUGUGAAGAAUGUAUUCGUCUUGAUCCAAAUUUUGUCAAAGGUUAUAUUCGAAAAGGUUAUGCUUUGUUGGCAACAAAAGAAUUCACAAAAGCACAGGCUGCUUUUCAAAAAGCAUUAGAAAUUGAUGAAAACAAUAAAGAAGCAAUCGAUGGUUAUCGUAGAUGUUGUACAUCAUCAACACCUGAAGAUAUGCGUAAACAAGCAAUGGCUGAUCCUGAAGUUCAAAGUAUAUUAGCCGAUCCAGCUAUGCGUAUGAUAUUGGAACAAAUGCAAAAUGAUCCAAAAGCAUUACAUGAACAUUUAAAAGAUCCAGAAAUUUCAAGCAAAAUUUUUAAAUUGAUUGAAAGUGGAUUGAUUUCGGUUCGUUAACAACAACAAC
Dermatophagoides pteronyssinus (European house dust mite) is the source of this 1153-nucleotide messenger RNA. RefSeq names its product Stress-induced phosphoprotein 1 (gene Stip1). Gene Ontology annotation, molecular function: Hsp90 protein binding. Lineage: Eukaryota; Metazoa; Arthropoda; Arachnida; Sarcoptiformes; Pyroglyphidae. The record is from RefSeq and is a predicted model, not a curated record.